Molecule: messenger RNA, 720 nt
Organism: Protopterus annectens (West African lungfish)
Lineage: Eukaryota; Metazoa; Chordata; Ceratodontiformes; Protopteridae
Gene: SNORC
Product: secondary ossification center associated regulator of chondrocyte maturation
Exons: 3
Coding region: 123-485 (120 amino acids)
Biological process (GO): cartilage development
Source: RefSeq, a predicted model, not a curated record
UUUCACACUAAGCUCCUUUUACAGACCACAACUCUUGGGGUUUCUGUAUUCCUUUUCCUAACUUAGUUUUUGACAGCUUAGAAUAUUUUCUGUAUUUUCUGCACUGUCUUGGACUUAAAAGCAUGACUAAUAAAAUUUGGAGAUUACUUUUGGUAACAGUCUUUGGGACCUUUAUUUCUGUUGCAUUAGCAGCAAAAUAUUCCAAUGGAGCUGCUGCUGCAUCUUUGGGUGAAAAUGAAAACCAGGAAGCUUCUUCAGGUGGUGCAGCCAUGGAUAUGACUACCAAAGGACCCCUAGACUUUACAGACAGUGCGUACACAGCGGAUUAUGAGGCUGAAGAUUCCACCCAUUCCAACCACGAGAAUACGGAGUAUGGUCAUCUGGGACCUGGUGCCAUAACUGCUAUCAGCAUUGCCCUCAUCCUUGGAGCAUCAGUUCUCAUUGCUUUGAUUGUCAUCACCUUGAAAAAGUUCUCUGCCUCGUAAGACAAAUAAAGAACAUGUUUACACAAAUCAGUUUGAGUGAUGUGUUCUUUAGAAAUUCAUCAAUGCUGUGAAGACUUGGAAGCUGUCAAGGCAUCAUGAAAGGGUUCACAAAAUCUUGCUUAAUCAGUACAAAUGUUAUCUUUAAACCCAGUACUAUUUGUACUCCAGUCACAUCUGCUUUCAUUGUUCAAUGAAACAUUGCACGAACCAUGUAUUACUGAUUAAUAAAAUGUAU